GUUGAAAUUUGUUUUGCUCCGAAUUUUUUCAAGUAUAAUGUGCCAAUAUGGUGGUAAAUUGCUGCGAUCUGUUUGGCUACUGAGAAAAGGCUGGAAAUUGUUCCAACGAAAAAAAUAAAAGAGGAAAAUCUUGCUGUGCAUUAUUUGUGUUUUUUGAAGCAUUACGUUAUGACUGCUUGAUUUAUUUGAAGUUUCUUGAUAUUGAGCAGUUUGCUCUUAGCGCUGAAUUUCUCAAGUAUAAUGUGACAUUAUGUUGUUAAUUUUAAAUGAAUUAUUGUUGACGUGUUGCAAUAUAUUUUGGUUACUGAGAGAGUGCUGGAAAAUAUUUGUACAGUUUUUGAAGAGAAGUAAGGAUCAGAAUAACUGUUUCCAUUAGUUGUAAUUUUCUGCUUUAAGAAUUUAAUUAUAAUUUUCGAUAUUUGUACAUUUCUUGCACCUACAGCGAUAUAGUAUAUGUAUUUUGUCUUCUAAUCUUUUUUUGGUUUGGUUUACAAGAUCAUGUUAAAAGAAACUGAUUGUUUUGUUUUAACAGGAUUGUCAAAUCUGAAGAGGACACACAUCGCUUAUCUUGGAAUCUGAGUUUCAUAUGUUGAUUAUUCAUCUCUGCUUUCCUGAAGAAUUAGUGACUAGUAAUCCACCAUGAACUGGAAUCAGCAAAUGGAAAUUCAUUACACGAACGCUGCUAUGCCUUAUAAUUCAAUUGGAAGCUUUAUGGAUUUCUUUGGAGGUGCUACAUAUGACCAUGUAAAUUAUAUAUUUGCCGAUCCUCCAUAUGGUCAGGAGAGUUUAUACCCAUCCAUCAGUACCAAUCCCUACAAAUUUGGGUACUCCGAAGCAGGUAGUUUCUCAUAUUACGAAUAUGGUCAUGAAUAUGUGGUUAAUGAUCAUGUAUCUGGAAUCGAGGAGCAUGAUAGACAUUUAGAGAACCCUUCAACCGCCACCGGUGACCAGAAUGUAGCUGCAAAUGUGCAUAGAGAAGAAAUUUCAGGCUCCAAUUUACGCACUAAUUCUGUGGAAUGUCCUAGGGGUCAAAUUAAUACUCGUGACAGUGAGGUUGUUUGGCAAGAUAAUAUCGACCCUGACAACAUGACCUAUGAGGAAUUACUCGAAUUGGGGGAGGCUGUUGGAGCUCAAAGCAGAGGUCUUUCCCAAGAUCAGAUCUCCUUUCUUCCAAUCACAAAGUUUAAGUGUGGCGUAUUCUCAAGAAAGAAAUCAAGAAAGGAAAGGUGUGUCAUCUGCCAGAUGGAGUACAAACGAAAUGACCGACAGAUCACUCUUCCCUGCAAACAUCUCUAUCAUGCUGGUUGUGGCAGCAGAUGGCUAAGUAUCAACAAAGCUUGCCCAAUUUGCUACUCGGAAGUGGCGAUUGAUACAUCGAAGCGGUGAAGCAAAUAACAAGCACCAUAGGGAACUGGCUUCAUAUUUUUCUUCUUGGUCACAGCAUUUUCCUUUUUUUCUUUUCGUUCACGUUCUCCUUAUAGAUCUUAUUUUUCCUGUUGCUUCUGUGUUACAUUAGAGAAAUAUAGUCUAGUGGUAAAUAAGAACAGAAAGAAACACCACGUUUGACAGUUUCGUUAGAUGUUGGAGCUUAGUACCACAUGUUCUGUUUUGAACAUUAGCCAUGAUCUCAGAACUUUGUCACAGAAAGAAUGUCUACUUUUACUUUCACUGUCCCGAUUCUAUUGCCUGGGAGAAAUACGAAGAGGAAUGAACCUUUUGUUUUUGUUUUUCUGCCUCAAAUAGAUUCUUGUGAGAUCUGUUAUGAAAAUGAGAUUUUGCAGUUGAA
Molecule: messenger RNA, 1786 nt
Organism: Nicotiana tabacum (common tobacco)
Lineage: Eukaryota; Viridiplantae; Streptophyta; Magnoliopsida; Solanales; Solanaceae
Source: RefSeq, a predicted model, not a curated record